AUGACCGUCACCACACAUAUAGCGGAAAUACUUCGCCAAGGAAUUUGGGCCUCGCUCACAGGAGGAUGGUAUUACGAGCCUUCUCACUCAAUAUUUUGUAAUACCGUACAUUUAUAUCUUUGGUUAGUGCUAUUAAUUAUCCCUUUUGUUGUUGGACUUGUGACCUCGGGCGCUUUUUCUCUGUCUCUUCUUAUCGGCUACAUAUGCUUUAUCGGAGCACUUUUUGCUAUUCUAAAGACACUUGUUUCGCGUGUCCAUGUCGUAUUUGAUACAACAGAGCCAAUAAUCACCACGAAAAUUCUCUCGGACACUAAUAAUGCUUCUAGAACCGAUGGUGAUAUACCGUUUCCGGUAAAUUAUAUUUUGAAGGUGAAAGAAGAGGAAGAAAAUCACUAUGAGGAAAUUGAUCAACCAUCGACAAGCACUGCUUUUCGUGAAGUUGAAAAUCCCUACAGCACCAUCGAACCAAAGAGGAGGAAGCCUAAGAUUACCGUUUUUUUUUUUCAGAAAAUCAGUGACGAUGCCGUUCCGUCUACAUCAGGAUGGUAUCCCGUAGUGGUAUCUCUUGGUGAAGCUAAUCAGCCCAAGAGUACAAAAUUUUCAGCAAGUGGAGCAGAUAUAAAAGUCGAGAUUACAAAAUUCUUGGAGGAGCUGAUAGAAAAACAUCCGGAAACAUUGGACGUCAUUGAAAACGUGCGUCAAAGCCGACUUGGACGAGGCUCCGUUCCUCAUAGAGUUCCACAGAUGUUCAGACUUCACGGGUUUGUUUUUGCUGUACCCAUUUUGAACAGAGUGCCGUCGAGACGCCGAUCGUCUUCGUCUUCUGUAGCUGGUUUGUCAGAUAUGGCACUUCGUGAUGGAACCCAUGUUGCUGCUGGUCAUGAAGACACCUCGCAAGGGGCUGUUCACUCUUUUCAGGACAACGACGGGAUGUGGUGGACGUAUGCUUUUGAUGAACACGGGGUGGGUACGGCUCAACCUUUGGGAUCUGGACGAGCCUUGAUGGAACUACUACAAAACUUCCUGAAUAUCACUAGAUUAUUCCUAUGUCAGGUCUUACCUGAAUCAGCCUAUGCAAGUAGUGACGAGGACGGUGAGCCCUGUUCAUCGCGAAAUGUGGGAAACAUGCCUGGUAUGAGUGUGGGAAGCACAAGGUUGGCGGAGGAGUCUUGGCAUUGGAACGUUAUGGUUAUGGAGCCUACGUUUUUAAGGAGAGAACGAGCUCUGUCCUCAUCAAGUAACGAAAGCUAUACGUAUAUCCCUCAGCUGCCAACUACAGUAUUUCAUGCUCCGACAGGAACUGGAGCAAGUCGAGCGAGCUCUCGUCAUCAAAUGGUAUCAUUUGCCAAUGUUGCUUCACGUCUCCGAGCAGCUGUUCGUCAAAGCGAUGGUCUUGCAAUCGGCACUGAUGGGCCAGAUUCAUCUGCUUCUCAAACAUCUUCAGUGAAGAAGAGCUAUUACUAUAAAAUGAAAGUUUUCCCCAAGACUAACAAGAGCUUCAAGCUGAAGCUCGAUCGCCUUUCUGUAUCGGCACUAUUUGAUCGAAAUCGCUCUGCCCUUUCUUGUGUCUUCGAUGUACUGCUCGCAUGUUUGGUAUCGUUUCUGGCAGGUCUUGUUCUUGCAACUGGGAUUUACUUCGAUAUUUGGCUGUUUUUGCUUGCUUUCACUGUUGCUGGUGCUCAUUUUUCGCUCCUGAAAAGUGUCCAACCCGAUGCAUCGUCACCGAUUCAUGGUUUCAAUUGGCUGGUAUCUUAUAGUCGUCCAGUAUACUUUUGUAUAGGAGCCGUAAUAGUGCUCACCCUGCAUCAUUUUGCUGAUGAUCCGGACUAUAAAAAAAUACCAUGGAAUUGGAAUCCUUAUAGACUGUACGAAACGUCUGGUGAAAUGAUACUUCUGGCAUUUCGGGACCUCUUCGCUACGUUUCUCGUAAUGCUUCCGUUUGCCUUUACAAUGGGAUGGUUACCACAGGUGAAUACAUUGGCUCAUCAUAUUCUGGAACAGUUGGAAAUGCACAUUUUCGGUGGUACAGCAUCGUUGGGUGUGUUGUCAGCACUUAUUCAAAUCAUGAAAAGCAUGUUCGGUUGGGGUCUGCUGGCAGGACUAUGCCAUUUGGCCUAUACGGUUGAUCCAAGUACAACACAAACGCCUGCCUUUUCUGCCUUUCUCGCGGCUGCUGUUGCAACCUCCUAUUUGCUCAGCCGGUUCUCGUCUAAUCCGCAGCUAUUUGUUAUUCUUAGUCGCCUUUGUUGUGCAUCGUCAUCGGAUCAAGGUGAAGAUGAGAGGAUCAAAGAUACAGGUAUGGGAAAGAAUGAACUCGAUGUUUCCGACCCGCUGCCGGGGCGACUUCGUGAAACGGUUGUUCUGCGGGCACGCCACGACGUCCUCUUUUCAGCAUUUUUGUCCCUUCUUGUGUUUGCCUUACAUUCGACGUCUUUAUUCACGGCUACCCAACCAUAUUUUACAGUUAUCGUUAUACCAAUCUGUAUAGCUUUUGGAAUUAUAAAUCACUAUCUCUAUGAGCAACUUAGAACGCAUACGCCAUGGAAGCUGAUUGCCAAACCUAUUCUUCAUUCUCAUGAAUACACACAAUUCGAGAGUCCUGAUGAGGCUAAACUGAUGAAUUUCGAGAUUAUUCAUGUGUGGAUGCUUGCGAUAGAGAAGAAUGUUUUAUAUCCAUUAGUAGCAAUGGCGGUGUUGACGGAAUGCGGUUGGUUACUGCCGGUAGCUAGAAUAAUAGCUCCUCUGAUUAUUCUACGAUUACUACGUGGUGGUUUCUCGCAUCCACAGCUGAUUUAUGUACCAUUAGCGCUGGCCUUUACUGUUACGAGAUUCGAUUGGAAGACAGGGUCACCAUUCGGAAUACCUGAGCAGGUUUCAACGCUGUUUCCUCUUAUUCUUUACAUUCUCAUUGUAUUCUAUCCAAAGUGGUUGGAGUUGUACCUCAAAAUGAGUUUUGUAAUGGCAUAUGUCGCGCCUUGGCAGAUUAGUUGGGGAUCGGCAUUCCAUGCCUUUGCUCAGCCGUUUUCUAUACCCCACUCUGCACUGAUAUGGACCCAGACAGUCGUCUCCAGCCUUAUAAGUGCCCCGCUUAAUCCGUUUUUGGGUUCCUCAUUCUUUACAACAUCUUAUGUUCGACCUGUGAAGUUCUGGGAACGAGAUUAUAACACGAAGCGAAGCGAUGCAUCGAAUACUACUCUCGCUUCACAAAUUGAUCGCGGACCAAUGAUGGAUGACAGCAAUCUGAAUGCCGUGUUUUAUGAACAUUUGACCAGAAGUCUUCAAAAAAGUUUAGCCGGUGAUUUACUGAUGGGUCGAUGGGCAACAAGUGUCCAACCGGGUGACUGUUUCAUUCUUGCCAGUUUCUAUCUUAAUUGUCUUGUUCACAUCAUCGAAGUUGGCAACGGUUUUGUCACGUUCCAACUGCGUGGCCUCGAGUUUCGUGGUACAUAUUGUCAUCAAAGAGAGGUGGAAGCAAUAUCUGACGAUCAGACUCAAGGAACAGGAUGUUGCUGCUGUGCCCCAGGAUCCCUUCCAGGUUUCCUGUCACUGAAUACGGCUUGGAGCCUGCGUUGGCUUGCGUGGGAGGUUGUUACCGGGAAGUACAUAAUUGAUGGCUAUUCGAUUACUGACAACUCGGCGGUUAAUUUGUUGCAAGUUCAUGAAUUGAGACGUCUUCUGGUCACUCUCUAUGUGAAAUGCAUAGUCUACUAUGCUCUGGCAUCGAAUAAGUUACAGAUUUGGUUGGCGAAUGAGACGGUGGUAAAACCUAUCGUGGCCAAUCCUCGUUAUGCAGAUGUAGAUCAUCUUUUCUGCUCCACGAAUGAUGAAGAUUUCGAUAUGAACGAAAUGGGGAUUUCGCGAUCCAGUUUCUCGGAAUGGUAUAGUAUGUGGAUUACUCAUUGCCUAAACAAGAGAUCAGAACGCAAUGCUGACGAGGAAUUGAACGCGGAACACGUCACUUGUCUCUGUUAUGUACUGUCGCUUCUUGGUCGUCGUGCUCUUGGUGCUGCAUCUUACAAUCGCCAUUCAAACGCUGCCGAAUCAUUCCUUUGUGGUUUGCAUGCGUUGUUCAAAGGAGACUUCAGAAUAACAUGUCAACGUGAUGAAUGGGUGUUCGCAGACAUGGAUUUGCUAAGAUGUGUGAUUUCGCCGGCUGUGAAAAUGGCUCUCAAAUUACACCAGGACCAUUUUGCUGCACCAGACGAUUUCGAUGAUCCUGAAUCGCUGUACGAUCUUAUCGCCGAUCAUCAAACCAAACUGUUCAUAUCGCAUGAGCAUGAUCCAGCUUGGCGUCGGGCUAUCAUUGCGAAUACACCAUCUCUGCUAGCACUUCGUCAUAUGUAUGAUGAAGGUCAGGAUGAUUAUAAGAUCAUCAUGCUCAACAGAAUGCACCUGAACAUGAGGGUAAUCAAAUUGAAUCGGGAGUGUGUGAGGGCGUUUUGGGCUGGUCAGCAACAAGAAUUGAUCUUCUUGAGGAACCGUAAUCCCGAAAGAGGAAGCAUCCAGAAUGCUAGACAAGUGCUCAGGAAUAUGAUCAACAGCUCAGCUGAUCAACCAGUUGGCUAUCCAAUUUAUGUGUCCCCGUUGACGACCUCUUUUGCGGAGACCCAUUCUCAAAUGCCAAGUAUUGUUGGGCCUCCAGUUACUCUUGAGGUACUUUUUGACUUGUCAAAGGCGUGGAAUGCAUUGCGAGCCCAUUUCGGUCCAUCAGGCAGCUCGUCUCUUGGUCUGCAAAGCAGUUGUGGACCUACUGUCCCACCGAUAGUAGAAAACUCAAUAGUUCACAUGACUCCUGACGGAAGCGCCCGUGUGACUUUAUUCUCCUCAACUGACUCGGUUCCUCAAGGUUUAGCCAAAAGGAUCACGUCGGAUAGAAAAGGCGAUGAAAAGGAAAGUGUGGAGGAAGAGGAAGGAUAUGAAGAGGUGAAAGAUACCGGUCUAUGGGUUCGUAUCGAUGACCCAGAACAGGUCUUUCGUUACCUGAACGAGCCCUUGAAGUCCACGGGCGAGCCGCUGGUUGUUUGGCCAAGUGAAGAGAUCCGGCAGAUCAGUGGUCGUAAUUCAUGGUUCUGCCAACCGAUGGAAGGUCUUAUGGGAAGAGUCAUGUUCACAUGGCACCCCAAUCAUCCAAAUCGGAAAUUACGUAGUCACAUAGGUGAUGCGAUCCAUUUGGUAGGUUUUUUCGUAAUGUUCUCCAGAAUUGGGCGUUCAUCUGAGCGUUUUUUAUACCUUGCAAGAAUGCGGUUUUGA
Messenger RNA from Haemonchus placei, 5250 nucleotides. The record is from the annotation of a GenBank genome assembly. Lineage: Eukaryota; Metazoa; Nematoda; Chromadorea; Rhabditida; Trichostrongylidae.